AUGACUAGAUUUGCCUCUGGAACAAGGACCGACAUAAAACAAUUACUACAUAAACCUGAAGGGUUACAAAACCUCCUCCAAGAUAUUUCGGCCAAAGGAUGGCUCAUUGAGAAUACUCAAAGCCUUGACUACUCUGUUGACCAGGAAAUUGCUGACUUUUUCGAGCGGACUACAGCGACUCGCUCAGACUGCGAUGCUUUUGCAAGAGAACAUCUUGGUGGUGAAUUCGUUCCGGUAGCUGUACAGGGAGUAUGCGGCUAUACCGUCUAUGCUGGACCAAAAGACGAAUUUGUCGCUCAAUUCCGCCUCAAGUUCUCUUGUAUAGACAUGGAAACAGUAAAUUUGGCACGCACUAUUUAUGGAGGUUUUGCACCUAAGGCUGUCUUUAAGGGACAGACUGGGGAAGAUGUGUUGGGAAAAGAGGCCCUUUAUAUCUAUGUCAUGGAUAGAAUACAGGGAAUUAGCUACUCAAAUAUUAUACUGGCCCAUAACAAUCAAUUUCUCGAAACUUCAGUCGAUUUUCCUUCAUGGCGCAAGAAUUUGGUACUCGACGUCACAAAGUUCUUUGCGCUUUCGUGGAAAUCACCUCAAAUCGUUGAUCAGAGCUACUGCGAUAUUACUACACAUUUCUCUGCCAAUCAAUUUCGCCCCUUGAUCCAGAAUUCAAUCAGCUCUUUGCCUGCUAUCUUUUCUCUCCCUAUGGUGUUAUUACAUAGGGAUUUUGGUGUCUGCAAUAUGAUGGUGAACGAAAUCACAUGCAAUCUAGUUGGGGUGGUGGACUGGGCCGAAGCAGAGGUUGCAUCAUUUGGCCUAAACCUUCACUCUCACCAACGACUGAUAAGUAAGGUCCAUCUCAAGGGCGGUUGGGUGAGAUACGACGAUAACGUCACAUUGGAGGAUAUCUUCUGGAGCACUUUCACUAAUGAAGCUGGAGGACUGAGCGAUGAGACAGUCAAGACAAUCGAAGCAGCGAGAAUUGUCGGCUUGUUGUUGUCGCGCGGUUUCACUAGUCGUCUUUCAAAAACCACGGAGGUAGUACCUAUUCGGGAUGAUAAAAGUAGAGCAUACAACAUGCGUGAUCUAGAUGGAUUAUUAAUCAAUCCGGCCACGAGGUUUAUAGAUCUGGCAUAA
Molecule: messenger RNA, 1131 nt
Organism: Aspergillus eucalypticola CBS 122712
Lineage: Eukaryota; Fungi; Ascomycota; Eurotiomycetes; Eurotiales; Aspergillaceae
Exons: 4
Coding region: 1-1131 (376 amino acids)
Source: RefSeq, a predicted model, not a curated record